AUGAAGCGGGAACGCGAUGACGCCGACGACGAGGGGAGCAGCGGUGAUGAAAUGGGUCCAAUGCCCAUCUCAGAUAGUCAAACUAUCAAGAAGAAGCGAAAAGGUGAGCUUCCUCGUUCAGGUGCUGGAGGCUUGUUUUUAACAAGGCGAUUUCCAGUGUUACCGCAUGAGAAAACAUUCUUAGAACAUCUUCCAUCUGCGGAUCAAUACUUUAAAAGCUUUAUGCAUAGGGAUAUCGUCAAUUUUGUGACGGUUACACGAACAGAAUUCUUGAUUACAACUUCGAUCGAUGGACAUCUCAAAUUAUGGAAAAAACAAGAAGUAGGUAUCGAAUUCGUGAAGCAUUAUCACGCACACCUUGCGCCUAUCGUGUCUGUCUCUGCUAGUGCAGACGGAACUACAUUUGCGAGUAUCGCAGACGAUGGAAGCUGCAAAGUGUUUGAUAUUGAGAACUUUGGUGCGUAG
Messenger RNA from Acaulospora colombiana, 465 nucleotides. The record is from the annotation of a GenBank genome assembly. NCBI's taxonomy places the organism in Eukaryota, Fungi, Glomeromycota, Glomeromycetes, Diversisporales, Acaulosporaceae.